AUGACCAACCCACCUCAGCACGACUGUGGUGUAGUCUCGGUGGCACCGAGGUCGGUCGACUUGGAGUUAGCCCCCCUUCCGGACUCCGCACCGGCCGCAACGGCCGCAACUGCCCCCGCUCCGGUCGGUCCCACCCCGUCAAAGGACUCGGAUCCUUUCUUAGUCACCUUUGCGCAACCGCAUGACGCCGAGAACCCUCUCGACUGGCCCGCGGGUCGAAAAUGGAUGGUCACCGAUGUGCUCUCGGCCACCGGUUUCAAUCGCAUCAUGGUUUCAACAAUCAUGGCGCCCGCCCUGACGAACAUUGCGGCGGAGCUCGACAUGACCUCCACCGAGUCCGCCAUGGCGUUGUCCAUUUAUCUCCUUGCGACCGCAUUUGGCCCCCUCGUUAUGGGGCCAAUGUCCGAGAUCUACGGUCGACAGGUGGUGCUCCACGCCUCGAGCGUAUGGUUUCUGAUAUGGAACGUGCUCUGCGGUUUCGCAAACACCAAGGGAACGCUUAUUGCCGCUCGCUUCCUGGCGGGCUUCGGCGCCAGUUCCAUCUACGCACUCGGAGGCGGAGUUCUGGGCGAUAUCUGGCGCCCUGAACAAAGGGGCCAGUCUUUGGGUUUCUAUCUUCUCAUUCCCCUGCUGGGCGCGGCCGUCGGUCCCAUCAUUGGUGGCUUCAUUGCGGCGCGCACGACGUGGCGAUGGAUGUUCUGGUCCACUUCCAUUUUCCAAGCUAUCAUGAUCUUUGUCUCCUUCUUCAGCUUCCCAGAGUGCUACGGCCCGCUCAUUCUACGCCGGCGGGCUGCUCGUCUCCGCAAAGAAACCGGCGACACGAGAUACUACACGUUCAGUGAGAGGAUCGACGCUGGCAAGUCCACGUUGGCAGUCAUCAGAAACUCUCUGACAAGGCCGCUUCGUCUGCUUCUCUUCCAUCCCAUUAUCCAGGUGUCGGCCGUCCUGUCGGGAUUCAACUAUGGUAUCCUGUAUGUCACGCUGUCGACCUUUGCAGACAUCUGGAAGCAGCAAUACGGCCAGUCUGUGGAGAUUAGCGGGUUGCACUACAUCGCCUGCUCUUUUGGAGAGCUUGUCGGAUCCCAGUUUGGUGGACUGAUGCUGGACCGCUUGUACAAAAGUCGAGACCAGCCUACACCAGAGUCUCGAGUCAUGCUCGCAUUCUUUGGUAUUGUUCCGGCCUGGUUGGGAACUCUGUUUUACGGCUGGACAGCACAGUAUCGUCUCUACUGGCUGAUCGUCGAUAUCGGAGUUGUUGUCAUGAUGUUUGGCAUGCAGCUGAGUGGAAUGCCUAUGACGGCCUAUGUGAUCGAUGCGUACGCAGAGCAUACGAGCAGCGCCAUGGCAGCGAUUCAGUUUGUUAAGAGCUUGACUGCUUUCUUAUUCCCGUUGUUCGCCCCGAGUAUGUAUUACGCACUUGGAUACGGCUGGGCCAAUAGCUUGAUGGCCCUUGUGGGCGCAAUGCUUGCCGUCCCUCUUCCCAUUCUCAUCUGGAAGAAGGGAGCCCAGCUGAGAGCGAGGGCGAUUUCGACGUACUGA
Colletotrichum acutatum is the source of this 1539-nucleotide messenger RNA. Its product is annotated as caffeine resistance protein. Lineage: Eukaryota; Fungi; Ascomycota; Sordariomycetes; Glomerellales; Glomerellaceae. The record is from RefSeq and is a predicted model, not a curated record. Gene Ontology annotation, molecular function: transmembrane transporter activity. Bases 1 to 1539 code for a protein of 512 amino acids. Gene Ontology annotation, biological process: transmembrane transport. The transcript has 3 exons.